CAUACUUUUUUGCACCACUUACCUUGGGUUGCAGAGAUGGGAGACAACCAACGCCAAGUCUUCGAUGUUUCAAUGGCUAUCCCUUCUCACAAUGUCUCCGAAUGUGUCGAUGACGAUGGUCGUCUCAAACGAACCGGAACUAUAUGUACCGCAACUGCACACAUAAUAACAGCAGUGAUUGGGUCAGGAGUUCUUUCUUUAGCUUGGGCUAUUGCUCAACUCGGCUGGAUUGCUGGUCCUGCUGUAAUGUUGUUGUUUUCCUUUGUCACUUACUACACUUCUUCUCUCCUCACUGACUGUUAUCGGACCGGCGACCCCGUCUCCGGCAAACGCAACUAUACUUACACUGAUGCCGUUCGCUCCAUUCUCGGUGGAUACAAAGUGAAGGCAUGCGGUUUGAUUCAGUAUCUUAAUCUUUUUGGCAUUUCCAUUGGAUAUACAAUCGCAGCAUCGAUAAGCAUGAUGGCAAUAAAAAGGUCUAAUUGUUUCCACGAGAGUGGUGGGAAGAACCCAUGUCAUAUGUCCAGCAAUCCGUACAUGAUCAUGUUCGGUGUCACUGAGAUUUUACUUUCACAAAUCCCAGAUUUCGAUCAGAUAUGGUGGCUCUCGAUCGUCGCUGCGGUCAUGUCAUUUACCUAUUCCGGUAUCGGUCUUGGUCUUGGAAUCGCCAAAGUUGCAGCCACCGGCACAUUUAAAGGCAGUCUUACUGGAAUAAGCAUUGGAACAGUAACACAAGCACAAAAGAUAUGGAGAAGCUUACAAGCCAUUGGUGACAUUGCUUUCGCAUAUUCAUUUUCCGUCAUUCUUAUCGAAAUUCAAGACACAGUCAAAUCCCCACCAGAAGAAGCAAAGACAAUGAAGAAGGCAACCAAACUAAGCAUUGCAGUAACAACAGUUUUCUACAUGUUAUGUGGCAGCAUGGGCUACGCAUCCUUUGGAGACUUUGCACCUGGUAAUCUCCUUACAGGUUUUGGUUUCUUUAACCCUUUUUGGCUUCUUGAUAUUGCCAAUGCUGCUAUAAUAAUCCACUUGGUGGGAGCAUACCAAGUGUUUUGCCAACCCAUUUUUGCAUUCAUCGAGAAAUGGGCAACCCAAAGAUGGCCUGAAAGCUACUUCAUUACCAAAGAGUUCAAAAUCCCAGUCCCUGGUUAUCGUCAUCCUUACAAGCUCAACAUGUUUAGACUGGUUUGGAGAACGGGGUUUGUGAUGUUAACCACUGUUAUAUCCAUGUUGCUUCCUUUCUUUAAUGACGUUGUGGGGAUCCUUGGGGCACUUGGGUUUUGGCCUUUGACGGUGUAUUUUCCGGUGGAGAUGUAUAUUCAACAGAAGAAGAUAAGCAAGUGGAGCAGUCGGUGGAUUUGUUUGAAGAUGCUAAGCAUGGCUUGCUUGAUGAUUUCGAUUGUGGCUGGUGCUGGCUCGAUUGUUGGUGUCAUUCUUGACCUUAAGGUUUACAAGCCAUUUAAGACUACCUACUAAGCAUUUGUUUCCACUUUGUCGUCGGAAAAUCAAAAUCAAGAAAAAAGUGCCGGCGCGGCGGCGGUGGAGACUGUGGUCCAUUAUAGAUAAAAGCUUUGCAUUCGUUUCGCAGUUUCAGUGGUUACUUGAUGUUAGAGAAAGCAAAUACUUUUGUAAAUUACCGUGCUUGGAUUUUAAAUUGUGGUAAUAAAUGCGUAUCCUUUUUCUUUUGAA
Messenger RNA from Gossypium raimondii (Peruvian cotton), 1689 nucleotides. RefSeq names its product amino acid permease 4. The record is from RefSeq and is a predicted model, not a curated record. Gene Ontology annotation, cellular component: plasma membrane. Lineage: Eukaryota; Viridiplantae; Streptophyta; Magnoliopsida; Malvales; Malvaceae. Bases 37 to 1476 code for a protein of 479 amino acids. The transcript is spliced from 4 exons.